Phlebotomus argentipes is the source of this 7095-nucleotide messenger RNA. RefSeq lists its product as uncharacterized. Gene Ontology annotation, molecular function: RNA polymerase II transcription regulatory region sequence-specific DNA binding; DNA-binding transcription factor activity, RNA polymerase II-specific. Gene Ontology annotation, cellular component: nucleus. The transcript is spliced from 19 exons. Lineage: Eukaryota; Metazoa; Arthropoda; Insecta; Diptera; Psychodidae. The record is from RefSeq and is a predicted model, not a curated record. Bases 337 to 6795 code for a protein of 2152 amino acids. Gene Ontology annotation, biological process: embryo development; regulation of transcription by RNA polymerase II; embryonic pattern specification.
UCUCUCCAGUGCCUUCGUGGAGUCAAGUCGGAUUUCACAGCGCGAUUGAUCUUCAGUUUCAGUGAGAAUACCAAGUUGGAAGCACCUGUAGUUCGGCUGUGCGCGCCACAAUGCAGAGAAGAUUCUCAAGUGAGUCCCUGGACCUCAAGUGCUGGUGAUCGUGAAGAUCUUGCAAAAAUGUUGAACAGUGAUCGCUUGGAUUCAGUGCUGGAAAAGUGAGAUCAGUGUGCGUGUCACUUUUGGGAUUUAUCUCUCUAAAUCGGAUUUUGUGGAUUAUUUUUUUUGGAUUACUGAAUUUGGCAGCCCGGCAAAAAGGCAAGAGUCAGUUGAUGUAAAAUGCCAUUGGGAGGCACUGAGGCUGUGGAGGAUCGUCCUCGAUCCUCCCGCGUGGAUCAGUUUCUACAAUCAUCGCCUGGCUCCAGUGGCAGCUCGUCGUCCCUCAUGAGGAGCUCAUCUGGGGGUAGAAAUCCGCCUCCCACUCCGGGCUCGUCGAACUACGAAGCUCAGCUCGCUUAUCAGCAUCACUUGGCCACAGGGAUGCUCAGUCCUGCCGCUCAGCAUCAUCAUCACAGGGAGACGUCGGCCUUCGUGCCGGUUCUCCCCUCGCGAUCCCUGAGAGCGUCCAUGUAUCCUGGACUGCUGGAUGGGCCCGAGCCGCUGCCCAAGGAUGCGCAGGGAAAGAGAGGAUCAAGCUAUGAACUGAUCGCCAUGAUGGCGGACAAGAGGAAGGAAAUUGCUCUCAGGGAAGCGGCUGCGGCGAUGCUAAUGCCCAGAGGGACACCCGGCCAAGGUCCAGCUCCUCCGCCAGGACUCUAUCCACCUGCAGCGGCAUUCCUGGCCGGACCGAGUCCCUCGCCAACGACUGCGGGCAGUUUCACAUUCCCACCUACGGGCGCCGGUCUGUUCCAGCCAGGAGUGCCGCCAGGAUUGCACUCCGGCCUGGAUCGACGACUCCUCAGGGCGCCAGGCAGAGCCUCGCGGCCCAAGAAGCAGUUCAUCUGCAAGUUCUGCAACCGCCAGUUCACCAAGUCCUACAAUCUGCUGAUCCACGAGAGGACGCACACGGACGAGAGGCCCUACUCCUGCGACAUCUGCGGCAAGGCCUUCCGGCGGCAGGAUCACCUCCGCGACCACAGGUACAUCCACUCCAAGGAGAAGCCCUUCAAGUGCAUGGAGUGCGGCAAGGGCUUCUGCCAGUCACGCACGCUGGCCGUGCACAAGAUCCUGCACAUGGAGGAGUCGCCGCACAAGUGCCCGGUGUGCAGCCGGAGCUUCAAUCAGAGAUCCAAUCUCAAGACUCACCUGCUCACGCACACCGAUCACAAGCCAUACGAGUGCUCGUCCUGCGGAAAGGUGUUCCGGCGGAACUGCGACCUGCGCCGGCACGCACUCACGCACGCCGUGGGCGAUGUGCCUGGCGAAGUGCUGGACGUGGGCGAGGAGGAGCGCCACCUCACCGGAGACGAGGAGGACACUGUUCUCGAAGUGGACUCUCCGGAUCACUCGCCAGUGAGGCGAGGAGAGGCUCCCGCGGCUCGUGCUAGAUCUCCCAGCAAAGCUCCAGAAGAGGAUCGCGACUGUCCUGCGGCAGAAGAUGAGCCCGAAGAUGAGGAAGAGGACGAGGAUCCUGAAGUGGAGGAUGAGAAGGAAACACUGGAAGCUCCACCGCUAAAGACAGAAGUGGAGCCCGUCGAGGUGACUCACUGCCACCACGAGGGCUCCCAUCAGUACACAAUGAGGCCCUCAAUGUCCGACGCCAUCUCUCUGCGUCCUCCGGACCAUCGCACCAACAUUCCGCGGCAGCAGCCCAAGCCUGAACCCUACGUGCCGAUGCUCCACGUGCGCCGGGAUCUCCAUCACAAAGCCCCAACGGCCACCGUGACGAGCGGACUUCUGGAUCCCGGAGCAGCCUUCCUGGGCCACAUCCCGCUGCGCAAGCGGCCGCUGGGCCCAGAGGGGGAGCCCAUUGCGCUGCUCCCGCCGCGGCACAUCCUCAGUCCUCACCACAUGGGCCAUCCCCUGUCCAUGCCGCGCCACCCGCCGCUGCUGAAGCCGCCCGAAGAACUCCUCCUGUCCCCGCCCGUAGCGCCGGAUCCUCCGGCUCCAGCUGCGCCGCCGCGAAAGACUGGCUUCAGCAUCGAGGACAUCAUGAGAUACACACGCCGUCGACGAACUCCGGAACGCAGUAGGACAGGAACAUCGGGUGGCGGGCGUCGGGAAAACCGGGCGGCAGCUUGUAGUCCAGGUCGGGAUGAGUUUGAGAGCAACGGCACGGACGCGGGUCCUUACGAUUCCUUCCUCCCAGCCAACAUGUUUGGAGUCAUUGGAGAGAAGCGGAACCUCAAACGACAGUAUUCGUCACCGAGUGAGACACCGAGGCCUUCUUCGAGUUCAACACAGAGUCCUUCUUCGAGUUUAACACCCAGUCCAACACCGAGUUCAGCGCCAAGUCAAGCAUCGAGUUCUGGACCGCCGGCCGCGAAGAAGCCCAGGAAGCCCGAUCUGUUGCCUCUGCUUCCUAGCCCUUGCGGCGUUCCGACUCCGCAGUGGAUCUUCCAUCCCGACCUGGACUACAAGCUGCCGCCCGGCUUUCCCGACGCCCGCCACCCGAUGUUCCUGUCCUACUGCGUUCCGGAGUUCGUCGACGGCGUGUGUAUCUACAAGCCAGUGUUCAGAACUACGCCACUGGACGGUCGCAGGCUCGCAAUCUCGAGAGCGCCACUCUGUGAUGUUACACUGUUGCCCGUGGCGGGAAAGAGGCUGGAUGGUAUAAGAGCGGGUCUUGAUGUACGCAAUGGUGGGGAUUUGGACAAUCAUCUGGAUGGCCAUAAAUUUAUUGGACAAAUGGAACUGCUAAAGAAGCAGUUGAUGGUGCGGGUGAGUGGCUCCGAGGCGUGCGUGGGUGUCACUUUGGGGCAUUCCAGGACUUUUCAAAGUCAUACUUUUCCGAGGAAUCUUUCUGCCAUGGUGAUUUUUGCCAAAAAUAUCGGAGGCCGCUUUCAGGGUGCAUCCGUCGUAAAAAGUGAUAUUAUUGAGUUGCAAAUUGCUGAAGAAUUCCCGUCUGACCUGCGAACACAUGCAAUAAAGCAAUCCAAAAGUGACGAAUCUCUCCUUGGAAUUCGUCCUCGAGCUGCCUCACCCGUCAUAAAGGACUCACCUUCAGCCGGAGCGGGAAUGCGAGCGUGGCCUCUCUUUCCCGCUCAGGCUCGGCACUGCGACGGAGCAGCAGCCGAGCUGCCGUGGCGGUCGCAAUGGUUUGAGGAGGAGAACACAAACUCGCAAUUCUUUGGAUACCGCGCCAUGUCCAUCUCGGCAGCGUCAUCGUGCAGCGAAAUCAGUUUAGAGGAGUUGCAGACUCGAGAUCCAGACUUCCCUGCGGAUUCGGCUGAGUCUGUAAAAGAGGAGCGCGUGUCGAGCGUCUCCCCGAUGCUGACCCCACCACACACCCCCACAGAGGAGGUCCCUCCGCCGCCACCGCCGCCGCCAGCGCCAGUCCUGGUUCCUGCCAAGUGCGAGCGACCCGACUACGAUUGCCAGAGAUUGCAGCCGAGAGUGACGCGGCCAUACCAGCUCCCAGCUCAUCACGCCCUCGCUCCCAGCUACCAGAGUCCGCCCCCGCAUGCCCUGUACAAUCAACAAGUCCCCAGCAGCCUGCAGGAGCAGCAGCAGCACAAACUGUGGCUGGCGCAGGCGCACAUGCAGGCCGCGGCUGCGGCUGCCCACCAGCAGCCGCCCUACCCGCCCACCCUGGCCUACCCCUCGGCCCCGCUCCACCCCAACCCAGCCCAUCACGCCGUCUUCAUGAACCAGUGGAUUCGCAAUGCCGCCCUGUACCAGCAGCACCACCACUUCCACCGGCCUGCCUACACCGUGGCCGACAUGCAGCGCCUGCACGCGACAGGUCGGCCCGGGGGCCUGGGCCCCAUGAAGGUGGCCGGGGCGGCGGGCACGCGGCCCAAGAAGCAGCACAUCUGCGAGUUCUGCAAGCGCGAGUUCACCAAGUCCUACAAUCUGCUGAUCCACGUGCGGACGCACACGGACGAGCGGCCCUACUCCUGCGACCAGUGCGGCAAGGCGUUCCGCAGGCAGGACCACCUGCGCGACCACCGGUACAUCCACUCCAAGGAGAAGCCCUUCAAGUGCAGCGACUGCGGCAAGGGCUUCUGCCAGUCACGCACGCUGGCCGUGCACAAGAUCACGCACCUGGAGGAGUCGCCGCACAAGUGCCCCAUCUGCAGCAAGAGCUUCAACCAAAGGGCCAAUCUCAAGACGCACAUGCAGAGCCACACCAUGUCCAGGCCUCUGAUGCCCGUAUCGGCGCCCAUUCUGGACCUCUCGCAGAAGACAGAGGUGAAGUCUGAGGCGCCGAAGAAGUCCCUCGGCUUCAGCAUUGAGGACAUCAUGAAGAGAUGCUUCCACUCAGAGAGGGCCAGAGAUGUACUGAUAUUGGUCCAACGGGGCGUUAUCGCGCCCAUCAACUCAUCACAUCUCAUCAGGCACCUGCCAUCGAGGGGGAGUCGAGAAGUGCUGAGUAAGCACCUCGAGACUCACGCACAAUUAACCAAUCAAAGAUGUAGAUCGGCAGAAUGCCCGGAGAUAGCCCAAGUCUUUGUCCUCAAGUCACACACUCCUCAGCGCCCAAAAAUCUCUAAUCUCUCGCCAGCCAGACGGAGAAAAUUGCAGAGAUGCGACCGGAGAUGGCAAAAAGAGCGACUUGCAGAAAUAAUUGGCAAUCCCGGAAAGUGUCCGAGGCGAAAACGUCAAUCAAUGGUCACAGCAUCACUGCAACGUGACUAUUUGGCUAAAAUUGCCACAGAAGAAUUGACUGUGGAAGGGCAUUAUCUUGUCAAUCCGCCUUUAAUUCGCAAAUUGAGAUUAAUUUCCUGUGCGUCCAACGCCAAAUCCCUCCAAAUCACACUCCACUAUCAAUCACGCGAAUUGGACAAUGUCUGCCCUGUUCCCAUUUCUCAGCCCGCGAAUGUGACGAAGCAGAGAAAUUGGCCAAUUGAGAAAGUUUCGCCGAGGCAAGAGUUCACUUUACGCGCCAAGAGAUCAGCCGCAGAAUGGCUGUUCUGGAUGCGUUUCGCCAUCCGAGUAUCGUCUCUGCAAUAUCCAGUAUCGCUCGAGGCGCUGCAUUCGAUGCUAUUCGUUGCUUAUGGUUUAGGUCAUAGUACCAUCUCGCCAGCCCACACGCUCCAGCCAGAAGUUCGGGUCAAUUUGUAUGUCUUGCCAUCGUGGCUGAAAUCCGCAAUUUCACAGUUGCGCCGCGAUGGAGUGUAUCCAAAACUCCAUUCCAUCACCAACACUCUUGGCGAUGCUCUUCGGGCCACAAACACAGACACACGCGCCGCAACACCUGAGGAGAACGGAAAAUUUCAACUUGACUAUUCAAUUUGCUUCAUGUUCAGGCAAAUGACACGGGGAAAUUUAUUGGUCACUCGCCGAGUGGAUAUAAUUGCAGUGAAAUUGUUCGAAUCUGGCGGUGGUGAUAAGAUCGCAAUUCGAGGAUGUGGAGUUCCGAAUUCCUGCUCUGGCCGCCUCGCUGGGGCCCGAGAUGCUCUCGGGCGCGGCGGGAGGAGAGCGGGUCCAAUGAUCAUUGGUGCUGGCCGAAAUCGUGUUCUCGCUCGGCGCUGUGUGUGUGGGAUGAAGGAAACGAGUCUCGCGAUCCUCAGUGAUACGGACAAUAUGGAACAAGCCGCCCUGCCAGCGGAAGCGUGCCAGGGCGCCAGCAAGCGUCAGACACAGCCCUCCUCCCCAUCGGGGGACUUCGCCGCCGCGGUGGUGCUGAGCCUGCAGGGCGCGAUGGUGACCAGCCUGCAGCAGGCCGCCCUCCUGCCGGCCCACUCGGCGGCCGCGGCCGCCCUGAACCUCCAGGCGCUGGAGUCCUACCUGGCGCUGCAGCGCAUCACGGGCAAGUCGGACGUGCUGCGCCUCUCGGCCCCGUCCACUCCUCCCCAGAAGGGCGGCAAGGAGCCGCAGAGCCCGUCUCUGGAUCCAGUGAUAUUCACCAGCCAGCCAGCCGAGGCUGAGCUGCCAGAUGUGGGCGAGUUGCUGGACAACGACGACAAUCUCUCAUUCGAGUCCGCCCUGGACUCGCCGACUGACACCCUCUCGAUCGACAGCGGUUAUCCCAGCCUGCUCCUGAACGCCGCCUACCAGCAGAUCGGAGCCGCCGCCCAGGUGCCCGAGAAACCACCACCGAUCCCUCUGCCCACAACCCCAACGCCCAAGGCCAAGCCAGCCCAGACAGCGCCGAGCUCCGGCGCGCGGCCCAAGAAGCAGUUCAUCUGCAAGUUCUGCAACCGCCAGUUCACCAAGUCCUACAAUCUGCUGAUCCACGAGAGGACGCACACGGACGAGAGGCCCUACUCCUGCGACAUCUGCGGUAAGGCCUUCCGGCGGCAGGAUCACCUCCGCGACCACAGGUACAUCCACUCGAAGGAGAAGCCCUUCAAGUGCACAGAGUGCGGCAAGGGCUUCUGCCAGUCACGCACGCUGGCCGUGCACAAGAUCCUGCACAUGGAGGAGUCGCCGCACAAGUGCCCGGUGUGCAACCGAAGCUUUAACCAGCGCUCCAAUCUCAAGACCCACCUGCUCACGCACACCGACAUCAAGCCGUACCACUGCUCGGCCUGCGGGAAGGUGUUCAGGCGGAACUGCGACCUGCGCCGCCACAGCCUCACGCACAAUCUGUCCGGCAUCGCGAGCCUGGCGGAGGGCAGCAGCCGGAGCCUGCCAAGACUGUCCGGGGGCGCCUCGACGCCCAGCGGGAACCUGGAACUGGUGGUUGAGUGAGACUCACGCGCUCACGGACUUGUGAUUCACUUCUAAGGUUAGAGAAAGAGAGAGACGAAAGGGAGGCGUAAUUAAGUUGACAAGACGAAUCUCUGAGUGAUGCAAGAGAGAUGUUCAAUAUAUCAAAGUGGCGUGACGGCAUUUGUACAGUUGAAAUAUCUCCGGCCAUUUCUUUUCAUCAGUUUUGCAUUAUAUAAAAAUUUUUCUAUAUUCCCCUUAUAUUUUUGUAUACUAUAUGGAUGAUUGUGUUGUGCGCGCGCGAAGAAGGCGCCCAGAUGUGUACAUCGCGGAUGAAAGAGA